This is a messenger RNA of Prunus avium (sweet cherry), 887 nucleotides long. RefSeq names its product E6-like protein. Lineage: Eukaryota; Viridiplantae; Streptophyta; Magnoliopsida; Rosales; Rosaceae. The record is from RefSeq and is a predicted model, not a curated record.
CCCAGCAUUUUGAUUCACCAACAAAUCUCAAACAAUGGCUCCCUUUGCAAAACCACUCUCAUUUUUCUUCCUUCUAGUGCUCAUUUUCUCCUCCUUCGAAAAUAUUCAAGCUAGAGAGAGCGUGUUCUUCAGCAAAGUCACCCACUACAACAACAACAAGAAUGUUAACGAGCCAACAAUCAGUACCUCUAUCGCAGAAGUGCCAACACCAGCACCGUCACCAGCAGCAGAGGCACCAGAACUAGCAGACGUGCCGGCACCAGCACCAAGUUACUCGGAGAAAGAGCACCGCAACAAUGGCGCCUUGUAUGGCCUUGGCUCUGGCAAAUCCCCUUCCACGGAGGAGACACCAACUACCAUUGAUGUUGAAGAUGAAAUUUUGGCUGAAGAACUAAGCGGUGAAAGCUUUGAUCGCACAGGUAAUUAUGAAAGCACCAACUUGUACAACAACAAUGGCUACAAGACCAACUAUGUCAACAACAACAACAACAACUACGUUAAUGGUAAUGGCUACAAGACCAACUAUGUCAACAACAACUACAUUAAUGGCAAUGGCUACACAAAAACGAACAAUUACAAGGGCGGCAAUGGCGGGGAAAACCGUGAGAUUAAUGCACAGCAAGGGAUGAGUGACACAAGGUUUUUGGAAAAUGGUAGGUACUAUCAUGAUGUGAUCAACCAAAAUUUCAAUGAAAAUUACGAAGCAGGGAGAGGAAGCACUAGAAACUAUGUUGAGGGUUAUAAUGGUAACAGGGAGAACUCCAAUGAGUUCAACACCAUGGAAGAGUAUGAUAAGUACCAGGAGAGCCGAGGAUAUGUGCCUUAAGUUAAUAUAUGUGUUCCAUAUCCAAACAUACAGACAGAUUUCGAUGUGUUUAGGGAUGAUA